Strongyloides ratti is the source of this 1356-nucleotide messenger RNA. RefSeq names its product Exostosin-3. The transcript has 3 exons. NCBI's taxonomy places the organism in Eukaryota, Metazoa, Nematoda, Chromadorea, Rhabditida, Strongyloididae. Gene Ontology annotation, cellular component: membrane. Bases 1 to 1356 code for a protein of 451 amino acids. The record is from RefSeq and is a predicted model, not a curated record. Gene Ontology annotation, molecular function: glycosyltransferase activity.
AUGAAAUUAUUUAUUUUUUAUUAUUUAGUAUUUUAUUUAAUAUUAAUUGUAAAAUCACAAAAUGUAGAUCCAACAAUAAUUUUAUAUAAUAAUUUACUAUUACAAAAUAAUUAUACUAAAUAUUAUUAUAUUUGGCAAAAUAAUAGAAAUAAAUCUGAAAAUCAACUUAUAUCAUCACUAGACAUAAAUAGAUUAAUUAAAGAUAGAAAGAUAUGUCUUAUUAAUAAUAUGUAUUGUUUAGUAUCAAAUACCUUAUCUGUUGAGUGGGAAACUAUACAAAUAUUAUUUCAAGAAUCAUGUAUUCCAAUAAUGACUUCAAGUCAAGUUGAAAAAACAAAACAAUAUAUUAAGAAUGACUUACUUGAAAAAGCUAUUGUAUUUAGAGAAAAUUUUUCUAAAAAUGCUAACUGUUCCACUAUUGCUGAUGAGGAAUUAAAAAAAAAUUUUAAUAUAUCAGAAAUAAUAUAUAAUGGUAAAAAAAUUAUAGAUGAAAAAUAUUUGUUAAAAGAUUUUUAUAAUAUAAAUCAACAUAAUUCAUUAACAUCAACAGUACCAUUGUAUGCUGAGGAUAGGCAACUUUUUUCUAAAUCUAAACUUAUUGGAAAAUUAAAAUUUAAUUUAUUUACUGUUAUAAUUUUAACAUUUAGAAGAAUUUCACAUCUAAAAACAAUGAUUAAAAAUUUAGGUAAAAAUUCUAAAAUUGAUAAAAUCAUUGUCAUAUGGAAUGAUCAAAAUCCUAAAAAUAUUCCAAAAAAGUCAACCUGGCCACAAAGUAAUAAACCAUUAUAUUUUGUUAAAACAAAAAAAAAUUCAUUAAAUAAUAGAUUUUUAGCAUUAGACAUAAUUACAACACAUGGAGUUUUGUCUAUUGAUGAUGAUCAAGCAGUAAAUAACAUUUUAAUUAAUAAAGCUUUCAAAUUUUGGCAGGCAAAUAGUGAUGUUUUAGUUGGCCAUUAUACAAGAAGAACAUUUGAUAAAAAUAAAACUGGAUAUUUUACUAAAAAAGUUAAAUCAUUUGAUUUAAUUUUAACAGGAUUAGCAUUUAUUAAUCGAAAAUAUUUAAUAAAAUAUACAAAUGAAAUUAAUAAUGAAAUUAAAAAUUAUGUAGAUAGGCAUAUGAAUUGUGAAGAUAUAGUUAUGAAUUUUUUAGUUGCUGAAACAAGUAAAAAACCAAAUCUAUUUUAUGAUAUGAUAGACAACCUUAGAUUAUCUCCAUUAAGUUCCAAAGGAUUAUCAAAUAAGAAGAAUCAUUAUAAAGAAAGAGAUGGAUGUGUAAAACAUUUAAUUAAAGUAUAUGGUAAAAAUCCAAUGAAAAAAGGAAAUAUUCAUUUGUGUUUAAAUAACAAAAAAUGUUAA